CACCCCUCGUUCAUCUGACCACCACCACACCACCCCCUCCUUUCCCCUCGACUCCUCCUGAAAGACAACCCCUUUCUCUCUUCCAAACACCUUCACCUUACUUCAUUUCAGAUUCCAGACCUAAAUCGUUCAAAAUGAGUGCAAUUGCUGAUACCGAGGGGCCAAUUGAGGUCGUCAAGGUGUUGUUUGUACUCUACAACAACUACAACACCUUGGACGUCGCCGGGCCGCUCGAGGUUCUCAGCCGAGCUCUCCAUGAUCCAAAGGACAAGAACUCCAAGGGCUUCGAAUGCCAGUUCGUUGGCACUGCGGCGGCCAUGAAAUCCGUCCAGGGAUUGACCAUCAAGGCCGACAUGGACUACGACGAUGCCACGGACGAGCUUGAGGACUAUGAUGUUAUCAUUGUUCCUGGAGGCGACGGUGUCUUCGACGUCCUCAAAGACAAGACCGAGCCUCUCCACAUCCUCUCCAAAUACGUCGAGAUGCAGGAGAGGAAUCCUGCCAAGGAACGCACCAUCCUAGCCAUUGACACCGCCGCUCUCCUUCUCGCCCAGCAGGGUCUUCUUCAAGGCCUUGCAGCUACCACGCAUCCCGAUUACUAUACCCGUCUCGAGACACUCUGUCAAGAGGCCUCUAUCCGCGACACUUCCCUGCGUACCGAUGUCAUGGAGGAACGCUACGUGGUAAACAACGCCCGUUUCGACUUGGGUGAGAAUCCCGACGAGAACCCCUACAUCAUCAAGAAGACCCGCGACGGCGAGCUCGUCCCCGCGGGUCCCAACACACAACAUGCUCGGAGGAAGUCGAUUGCUCGCAAAGGGAGCAACGCCUGGAAGGAGUCUCGCCGCCGAGAGUCCAUCGCACGGCGUGCCGAGCUGCCUCUCGGCGGUAUGCGGGUCAUUACCACCGGAGGUGUCACGGCCGGCCUGGACGCCGCCCUCUAUCUCGUUGGCUCCUUGGUUUCCCAUGAGUCGGCUCUCGAGGUUGCUCGUGUCAUGCAGUAUACCUGGGUCAAGGGAGUUACUGUCGACGCCAUUGAUGUCUGAACGCUUCGUCGCCUGGACUCAGCCAAGGCGACAUAGUAUGGCGUCUUUUGCGAAUUGGUAAACGCCUGCGACUGUCAGGUUGAUUUGCUCUUAGAGCUUUCUGCUUGGAUAUGUAAAGUAUGGGAAAUGAACUUAUGAACAUUGAAAUGUCUCAAACACUGAACUUUGUGC
Westerdykella ornata is the source of this 1217-nucleotide messenger RNA. Its product is annotated as class I glutamine amidotransferase-like protein. Lineage: Eukaryota; Fungi; Ascomycota; Dothideomycetes; Pleosporales; Sporormiaceae. The transcript is spliced from 2 exons. Bases 135 to 1046 code for a protein of 303 amino acids. The record is from RefSeq and is a predicted model, not a curated record.